AUAUUCAUCAUUUUCCAUCUUAUUAAAAGGGUCAAGUUAAGGAAAUAAACAAAACAUAACCCAAUUUUGUAUUUCAAUCAAAAACCAAAACGUUAACCUUUUGUGAUAUUUGCUUUGUACAACCAUAUUGGUAUACUAAACCGUCAUAUGGCUGCCACCACCACCACCUGCAGCGGUUUCUUCAAUCUCCGAUCAUCCUCCUCCUCCUCCUCUAAUGGUUGCGGAGGAAAGCUUAAUUGGGUGGCUAUGUCGUUCAUCAACGGUGUAACCAUGGCAUUUUUUGCAUCUUUGAACCGUUGUUCUUGCAUCCGCAUAGCCACUGAAGAAGAAGACGGAGACGGAGACGAUGCUAACCCGUUGAUGUUCAACGAUGGUAAUCUCCGCCACGAUGGUGUCGAUUCAGUUACUGCAACCACCAGCAGGAGAAGGAACGGUAAAGGAAAGAAAAAUGGUAAGUGAUAUACUAUAUAAUCAGACUUUUUUAGAAUUCUGCUUAAUACAAAGCUUGUGUUAAUUUUGGAGAUCAAAAAUGAGUGUUCAUCAAUUAAUUGAGAAGCUGUAAUCUUCUUCCUUUGAUAUAUAUAUAUACAGAUAAAUAAAUAUGAAGAAUGGUUCAUGUGUAAUUCGUUUUAUUAUAUGAUGAUUAUCAAUAGCAUCAAAUUUAUGAGCUAGAGUGUGAUCAAAUUACAUAUCAAUUCUCAUAUUUGUAUCAAGUUAUGAAUUAUGGAUUCGGAUUGUACUGAAUAUUCAUUUUCAAA
Messenger RNA from Cicer arietinum (chickpea), 758 nucleotides. NCBI's taxonomy places the organism in Eukaryota, Viridiplantae, Streptophyta, Magnoliopsida, Fabales, Fabaceae. The record is from RefSeq and is a predicted model, not a curated record.